Messenger RNA from Trematosphaeria pertusa, 12035 nucleotides. RefSeq lists its product as uncharacterized. NCBI's taxonomy places the organism in Eukaryota, Fungi, Ascomycota, Dothideomycetes, Pleosporales, Trematosphaeriaceae. Gene Ontology annotation, biological process: regulation of DNA-templated transcription; DNA repair. The transcript is spliced from 4 exons. Gene Ontology annotation, cellular component: SAGA complex; nucleus; NuA4 histone acetyltransferase complex. The record is from RefSeq and is a predicted model, not a curated record. The coding region runs from base 298 to 11715 and encodes 3805 amino acids. Gene Ontology annotation, molecular function: protein binding; transcription coregulator activity.
GUGGACGCGCCCACCACCUGCACCACCACCCCCGACCUCUAUUCCCUAGCUAAUGAUUGUAAUGUACACAUGGGCUCUCUAGCCUGCGCCUUCCUUUCCACAAUAUAAUUUCGCUCCUUUGGCGUCUGGAUUCUACCAAUUCACUGCGCCCGCCGAAGCUAGCCCACCGACCAAUGCACUUUCCUUCGAGCACUCUCCCCACCCCACGCAGCUCGACACACUCUACCCCGGCGCGCGCAGCCCAUAAUAGGCUCUCGGGAACUUCACGCGCUGCGCACUGCUGCACACGGCACCGCCAUGGCGGCCCACCAUAACUUUGACGCUAUGGCGUCGAAGCUGGACGACCCGAACUCAGAUCUCAGAGUCAAGUCGACUCAGGCCAUCGACAUCCGGGACAACAUCGAGAGCUACUGCCAAGGGCCGCAGUACAGCGCAUUCUUGAACCACCUGGUCCCCGUGUUCCUCAAGAUCCUCGAUGGCAGCCCUGUCUUCAUAUCCACGUCCCCCGAACAGCGGAUACGGAACUGCAUCCUCGAGAUCCUGCACCGCCUCCCCAUGACACCCGUCGAAGCGGUCGAGCCACACGCGGCGAAGAUUGUGGACAAGCUGAUGAGCCUGGUCAAGAUAGAAAACGAGGACAACGCGGUGCUGUGCAUGAAGACUAUCAUGGACUUCCAGCGACACCAGACCAAGGCUCUUGCGGAUUGCGUGCAACCGUUUCUGGACCUGAUUCAAGAAAUGUUCGAGACGAUGGAGCAGGCAGUGCAGGAUACCUUCGACAAUGCGACCCCGGCGCCGACGACCCAGGGCGUUCCCUCCACGCCGAGCAACCACCAAUACUCGCAGUCCCCGCGGCCUGGCUCCCCGGCGACGGCAUUGACGUCAGGUUCCGCAGGCGAUAUUGGAUCAGAGCAUCAACAGACGCGCAUGCUGCUCAAGGGGAUGCAGUCGUUCAAGGUCCUAGCCGAGUGCCCCAUCAUCGUGGUCUCGCUCUUCCAGGCCUAUCGGAAUGUCGUGAACAAGAACGUAAAAGCUUUUGUUCCGCUGAUCAAGAAUGUGCUUUUACUGCAGGCAAAGCCCCAGGAGAAAGCACACCAGGAAGCCGAGGCGCAGGACAAGAUCUUCACUGGAGUAAGCAAGGAAAUUCGCAAUCGCGCCGCGUUUGGCGAUUUCAUAACCGCUCAGGUCAAGACUAUGAGUUUCCUGGCCUACCUGCUACGGGUAUACGCGCAGCAACUGAACGAUUUCCUACCGACCCUUCCGGACAUCGUAGUGCGACUGCUAAAGGACUGCCCCCGGGAAAAGUCCGGCGCGAGGAAAGAGCUUUUGGUGGCUAUCAGGCAUAUCAUCAACUUCAACUUUCGCAAGAUCUUCUUGAAGAAGAUUGAUGAGCUCCUGGAUGAACGGACCCUGAUCGGAGACGGCCUCACGGUGUAUGAGACUAUGCGGCCGUUGGCGUAUAGUAUGCUCGCUGAUCUAAUCCACCAUCUCCGCGACUCUUUGAACAAAGAGCAAAUACGGCGCACCGUUGAGGUCUAUACGAAGAACCUCCACGACACCUUCCCCGGCACGAGCUUUCAAACUAUGAGCGCAAAGCUCUUGUUGAACAUGGCGGAAUGCAUAGCUAAGCUGGAGCCGAAGGAAGACGCGAGGUACUUCCUGAUCAUGAUCCUGAACGCUAUCGGGGACAAGUUCGCUGCAAUGAAUCGCCAGUAUCACAACGCUGUGAAGCUCUCGGCACAAUACAGUCAUCCUUCGAUCGAUGCGGCUGAAGAGAACCACAUGGCGGUACAAGAGCAACCACCGGAUUGGGACGAAAUCGAUAUCUUCAAUGCCGCUCCCAUCAAGACGUCGAAUCCCCGGGAUAGGAGCUCGGAUCCCAUUGCGGACAACAAAUUCUUGUUCAAGAAUCUUCUGCACGGCCUGAAGAAUCUGUUCUACCAGCUCCGCGCUUGUAAUCCUGCUAAGAUCAAGGAGGAGAUUGAUGCGGCAAACGCCUCCGCUAACUGGCACGAAGUCUCCUUUGGGUAUAACGCGGAGGAGGUGGAGGUUCUCAUCAAGCUCUUCCGUGAAGGAGCCAAGGUCUUUCGCUAUUACGGGACCGACAAGCCUACUGAGGCGCAGAGUUUGUCGCCCGGCGAUCUUAUGGCCAACCAGCAUAUGAUGUCAAGCGGGAAGGAAGAGAAGGAACUGCUUGAGACAUUUGCUACUGUAUUCCACCACAUCGACCCGGCCACUUUCCACGAGGUGUUUUCUUCGGAGAUACCACAUCUGUAUGACAUGAUGUUCGAACACCCAGCGUUGCUCCAUGUGCCGCAGUUCCUGCUUGCAUCCGAAGCCACGUCGCCUAGCUUUGCCGGGAUGCUGCUACAGUUCUUGAUGGAUCGAAUCGAAGAAGUGGGCACCGCAGAUGCCAAGAAAUCGGCCAUCCUACUGCGGCUCUUCAAGCUCUCCUUUAUGGCCGUUACGCUAUUCUCUGCGCAAAAUGAGCAGGUGCUGUUGCCACACGUUAGCAAGAUCAUCACGAAGUCUAUCCAGCUUUCCACAACGGCAGAGGAGCCGACAAAUUAUUUCCUGCUUCUGAGAUCGCUUUUCCGAAGCAUCGGCGGAGGACGAUUUGAGCACCUCUACAAGGAGAUUUUGCCUCUCUUGGAAAUGCUCCUGGACGUCUUGAACAAUCUGCUACUUACUGCGCGCAAGCCUGCUGAACGGGAUCUCUUUGUUGAGUUAUCUCUCACAGUCCCAGCGCGUCUGAGCAACCUCCUACCGCAUCUGAGCUACCUCAUGCGGCCGUUGGUUGUGGCGCUACGAGCUGGUUCCGACCUUGUAGGACAGGGGUUGCGCACUCUGGAGCUCUGUGUUGACAAUCUGACCGCCGACUAUCUGGAUCCUAUAAUGGCGCCGGUGAUAGAUGAGCUUAUGGCAGCUUUAUGGGAGCAUCUCCAGCCUCAGCCUUACAGCCAUUUUCAUGCCCACACUACGAUGCGGAUUCUGGGAAAGCUCGGUGGACGGAAUCGCAAAUUCAUUACCGGUCCCCCUUCGCUGGAAUACAAGCCAUACGCCGACGACCAGUCUUCUGUGGAUAUCCGACUCAUUGGCUCCACCAAGGAUCGCGCAUUUCCAGCAGUGAUAGGCAUUGAGACUGCGAUUGCUAAGCUACACAAUCCCCCGAAGAAUGCGAAGGAGAAGAAAUCCGACCCUUUCCACAAGCAGCAAGCCUUCCGGUUCAUCACAGCUCAUAUCAAACUAAUGGUCGGCUUCGACAACCUUCCCGACGACUUCGCGCAGCUUGUGCGUCUCCAAGCCAACGACCUAUUCAAUAAGAAGACAGACGCCGGAUCGGAUCUGUUGGCACAGUCUGAGCGGGAGAGGUCCAUCGUCAAAAAGGGUGUCGAGCAAGAGACUCUGAAGAAGCUGCUGAAGGCGUGUAUAUUCGCGGUCUCCAUUCCUGAACUCAAGGCGGACUCUGAAGCCCUCGUAACGAACCUUGCAAAACACUUCACUCUGUUGGAGCUGGGCAGUCAUUUCGCGCAUUUCAAACAUCGGAAUAAACCGUUCGACGUUCACUCCGGAGAAGGUCCAGUCACGAUUGAAAGCGAUGUUUUCUCAGAAGCCAUUGGGGAUUCACUCGCGUCGGAUCACAUAGCAGUACGCGAAGCAGCGGAGCAGGCCGUCAUGACGAUGCGCGACACUGCAAAAGCGAUCUUCGGAAGCCAGGAGAAGCUUGAUAAGUUCCCGUUGUUUGAUGAGCUUUCCAGGACCUUCUGCCACAACUGCCAUGCCGAUGAUUGGUUUAUGAAGUCUGGUGGAACGCGCGGUAUCGAAAUCAUCAUAAAAAAGCUGGGCCUGGGCGACCUUUGGAUGAAUGCUCGGCAUUUUGAGCUCAUCCGGGCGUUGAACUUCGUUAUGAAGGAUAUGCCGACAGAUCUCGAUUCGAAGACGCGCAUCCAGGCGGAAGGCCUUCUGGAAGACUUGCUCCGACGCUGCUACAAGAAGACGACAAAGGAAGAGUUCGAGAAACAGAGUAACAUGCUUCUGAGGCUGUGUGGGCAAUUGGUCGGCGACUUGUCGCACAUGAACAAGAACGUGCGAGAAGCUACGCAGAAGGCUUUCCACAUCCUCUCCGAGGUUACGGGCCUCGCUGUCCACGAGCUCAUUAUGCCUGUCAAGGACAGGUUGGUGAUACCGAUUUGGACGAAGCCCCUCCGAGCAUUACCGUUCAGUAUCCAGAUAGCCUACAUCGACGCCAUCACCUUCUGCUUGAAGCUCAAGAACAACAUUCUUGAAUUCAAUGACCAGCUCAACAGGCUUCUGAUGGAGUCGUUGGCUUUAGCUGACGCAGAAGACGAAGGUCUCGCGACGAAGCCUUUCGAACAACGGAAUGCGGAACACAUCGUGAAUUUGCGGGUAGCUUGUAUCCGGCUUCUCUCCACUGCGCAGAGCUUCCCCGAAUUCAGCACAACGCCGCCUAAUCAGCCCUUCCUCAGGAUCAUUGCAGUGUUCUUUAAGUGCCUCUACUCCAAAUCCCCGGAGGUCAUCGAAGCAGCCAAUCUUGGCUUGUCUGGCGUCAUCUCGGCUACCAACAAACUGCCGAAAGACGUCCUCCAGAGCGGACUCCGGCCGAUCCUAGUAAACCUCCAGGACCCGCGGAAGCUUUCUGUUGAAAACCUUGACGGUCUGGCUCGCCUUCUCAAGCUUCUAACAAACUAUUUCAAGGUGGAGAUAGGAACUCGUCUCUUAGAUCACUUGAAGAACAUUGCGGAUCCUGUCAGCCUGCAGAAGAUCUCCUUCACCAUGGUUGAGCAGAACCCGAAGAUGAAGAUAGUCACUGGUAUCUUCAACAUUUUCCACCUUCUGCCGCCCGCCGCCUCCACAUUCCUCAAGCAGAUCAUUGAAAAGGUGAUUGAGCUCGAAAUCGCCCUUCGACGCACGCAUUGUAGUCCUUUUCGCGAGCCUCUCAUCAAGUAUCUCUGCAUGUAUCCUAGGGAUGCGUGGGAUCACUUCUUGCCGAACCUGAAGGAUCAGACUCAAGGUCGUUUCUUCGCACAGCUGCUCGAGAACAAAGAGAGUAGUGCCCUGCGGAAGGAAGUCAUGGACGAUGUCCCCAAGUUCUUGGGAUCUUUCGAGUUCGAAGGCUCGGACAAGGAGAAGUGCCAGGCUCAGCUCAAUGCUAUCCAUAUUGCGUACGCCAUGAGCCAGUUCGACGAGAGCAGCAAGUGGCUGGUUGAUCAUGAGAACCUACGCAAAGCUCUUUUCGAGGCUGCCAAGUCGCUGGAGAAGAAGCUCCGACAAAACUCGAUCGAUGCCGAGAUGCGCCUCGCCACCGAGCAAGCUGGUGACCAGAUUAUGACCGUUUUCACGGCGUACCUCAAGCAUGCGCCGAACAAUCUGGACUUCUUCUUCGAGCUUAUAGAUGCUGUCACUUCGGAGGAGUUGAAACAGUCCACGCGAUUGUUUAAUUUCAUCUACGAGCACAUGAUCUGCAGCGAAUCGGUUGACUAUUGGAAGACCCUGGUCCACAAGUGUAUCGAUCUGUACACUGGGCGCAACUCCUCGCAAAAGACGAAGACCUUCAUCUUCAGGAACAUCGUCAACCCCAUCUUCGCGAUGGAUGUCAAGCGCAACUGGGAGCACUUGUUCGGUCAGGCCAGAGGCACGAAGCUAAUGGAUCGCGGCAUGACGGAAACAAUCCAUAACCGGUUGUGGAAACCACAGGCUUUGACCGAUACCUCAGAGGAGACCGCUCAGCUCGGUGUUGACCACUCCAGGAUGGAGUUGCUCCAGUUGACGACGCUCCUUCUCAAGCACUACUCUGGUAUGAUCCAGGACGCGCGUAAGGAUGUUAUCAAGUUCGCGUGGAAUUAUAUCAGGCUCGAGGACAUCAUCAAUAAGUACGCGGCGUACGUCCUCAUCGCCUUCUUCAUUGCCGUGUUUGACACGCCUAUGAAGAUUGCCAUCCAGGUCUAUCAGACGCUUCUGAGAGCCCACCAGAACGAGGGUAAGUCGCUCGUCAUGCAAGCCCUCGAACUCCUGGCUCCUGUGUUAAAGAAACGGAUGGGAGGAGGCGACUCCAAGAUGGCCAUUCCCCGGUGGGCACAGAUCCCUCGCAAAAUCCUAUCCGAGGAGAGCUCGAACUUGCAGCAGCUUAUGAGCAUCUUCAACUUUUUGGUGCGCCAUCCAGACCUGUUCUACGAAGCCCGGGAGCAACUGUCUUCGAUCAUCAUUACGGCCCUCUCUAAGAUCGCUCAACCGCCGAAUCCCUCAACCGAGGCCAAGAAACUUGCGUUAAACCUCAUCGGUCUCAUCAGAAAAUGGGAAGAGCGAGCUGCUAGCGAGUCUGGCUCUGCGAGCGAUCGAGCUUCGCAAUCGCCACAAGCGGUCAAAAGGAGGGCGGAUGGCUCCAUCGUCCCUCCUGGACCUCUCUCAAAGGGUUUCGUCGCUUCGCUGAACAUUCGAAUGAUGCUCAUCAAGUACCUCAUUACAUUCAUUGCCUACCUUCCCGAGCGGUAUCCCGUUGCGACUCCGAAACCCAAAGACGCCCAAGUUUCCAAUGCAAAUGCGACACAGCCGGAGAUCUGCCGAAAAGCUGUGCAGCUCCUCCACGAUCUCCUUUCUCCGCGACUAUGGAGCGACCUGGAUCUUGACUUUCUGCUUACAAAGAAAAUUGAGGAGAUCCUCGUUGCUGAGAUGAAGCAAGAGGAAAAGGCCGAAGCUUUCACUACGCGAAUGAUCAACACCCUACAGAUCGUCAAGGUCAUCGUCAAUGUGAAGCCGGGUGAGUGGGUACUUCAACGCAUGCAGCAGUUCCAAAAGAUCCUGGAGAAGCCUAUUCGUUCCGAUAUCGCGGACGUCCAAGCGAGUCUCCACGCCGCGGACGAGAACGAGGACGGCACGUCAAAGCUACAGCCUACCCUGAAGCGCAUCCUAGAAGUCAUGCCUGAGCCGGUCACGGAUGAAGAGGGUAACACUGAAGAGACGCCAUCCACCGAAUUCAUCAACUUCCUUGGGGCAGUGGCUACAGAGGCACUCUCAAAUGGCUCGUAUGUUUGCGCCAUCAACAUCCUUUGGACCGUCUGCCAGAAGCGGCCCGAGGAGAUCGAUCAACACAUCCCGCAGCUCAUGAAGGCUUUCCAGGGCAAGAUGGCCAAGGACCAUCUCGCGGCUCACAGUGGCGUGCCUGGCCAGCCGGGUGUCCCUCCUAGCAUGCGUCCUGAGGGUGCCAACCCUCCGACCGCUCCUAGCGAAAUCGAGCUCCAGACCGACUUGGUGCUCAAAGUGAUCGAUAUCCUCGCGGCACGCAUGAACGAACUUGGAGAGAACCGUCGUCCCUAUCUGAGCGUUCUCGCCUCACUAGUCGAACGAUCCCAGAGCAACACGGUCUGUAACAAAGUCCUCGAUCUAGUGGAGGAGUGGAUAUUCCACUCCACAGAGCCCGUGCCCACGCUCAAAGAGAAGACCGCUGUACUGAGUAAGAUGCUGUUAUUUGAGCAUCGGCCAGAUUCGUCACUCCUCAAUAGGUUCCUUGACCUCGUCAUUCGGAUCUACGAGGACCCGAAGAUAACGCGAUCGGAACUCACCGUACGGAUGGAGCAUGCCUUCCUCAUCGGCACCAGGGCUGUCGAUGUUGAGAUGCGCCACCGUUAUAUGACGAUUUUUGACAAGAGCUUGAGUCGCACGGCAGCCAGUCGGCUGAGCUAUGUUCUGGCUUCGCAGAAUUGGGAUACCCUUGCCGAUACCUAUUGGUUGAGCCAGGUCAUCCACUUAAUGUUUGGAUCCAUCGAAAUGAACACGCCUGCGCAGCUGCACCCGGAAGACUUCAAGCUCAUGCAGGCAAGCAACAUAUUCGGCACCUAUAACAAGGAUCCCCGGAUUGCUGAUGUCAUGGUCGACGAUGAGCUGGAGAAUCUGAUCAGUGGCCACCGCCGCUUUUGCAGCCAGCUGGGCGACGUCAAGAUCAAGGAUAUUCUCGAGCCUCUUGGCAAUCUGCAGCACACCGACAACAACCUUGCCCACGAUAUAUGGGUUGCAUUCUUCCCGUUGGCCUGGACUGCACUGACCAAGGACGACCAGAGCGACCUCGAGAAGGGUAUCGCGGCUCUGCUAACGAAGGACUAUCACUCCCGCCAGAUUGAUAAGCGACCCAACUGUGUCGCGAGCAUGCUUGACGCUAUCGUGCAUGCUCGGCCGCGAGUGAAAUUCCCGCCGCACAUCAUGAAGUACCUGGCUCGUACUUAUAAUGCCUGGUAUACGGGAGCUGUCUACAUGGAAGACUCUGCGAUCGCGCCACUCAUCGAUACCGAGAAGCUGAGAGAGAGCAACCUUGAUGCUUUAUUAGAGAUUUAUACCGGCUUGCAAGAAGACGAUCUGUUCUACGGCACUUGGCGACGGCGCUGCCAAUUCAUCGAGACCAAUACUGCUCUGUCAUAUGAGCAGAUCGGCAUCUGGGACAAGGCACAGCAGAUGUACGAAGCAGCCCAGAUCAAGGCUCGAACCUCCGUUCUACCUUUCUCCACGGGAGAAUACAUGCUAUGGGAAGACCAUUGGGUCAUCUGCGCUCAGAAGCUGCAGCAAUGGGAGGUCUUGAGUGACUUCGCCAAACAUGAGAAUUUCAACGACCUCUACCUGGAAGCAACAUGGCGCCACUUUGAAGCGUGGCAAAAUGCGGAACAACGUGAACAACUCGACGCGACUAUCAAGGCUGUCAGCGAUGCUCCCACUCCCCGACGCGUGUUCUUCCAGACGUUUAUGUCUCUGCUCAAACUCCACGCGAAAUUGGAGUCCCAGCCGGAGUUCCACAGGCUAUGCGACGAGUCCAUCCAAUUAUCCAUCCGGAAGUGGCAUCAACUGCCGCGGCGCAUCACUCAGGCUCAUAUUCCGCUACUGCAACACUUCCAGCAGCUAGUGGAGUUGCAUGAUGCUAGUGUCAUCUGCCAGAGCCUUGCGCAGACAACACAGAGCAACCUCGAUCAUAAGUCUCAGGAGCUUAAGCUUUUGCUGAGCACCUGGCGAGAUCGCUUGCCUAACUUCUGGGACGACAUCAACGCCUGGCAAGACCUGGUUACCUGGCGUCAGCACAUCUUCCAUCUGAUCAACGGCGUCUACCUGCAGCUUCUCCCACCCAACCCGAACAAUCCCAGCGGCAACUCCUUCGCAUACCGCGGCUAUCACGAGACCGCGUGGAUCAUCAAUCGUUUCGCCCAUGUUGCUCGGAAACACAAUCUUCCUGACGUGUGUAUCCAGCAGCUGAGUCGCAUCUACACUCUCCCAAACAUUGAGAUUCAAGAAGCGUUCCUCAAGCUGCGCGAACAGGCCAAGUGCCAUUACCAGAACCGAGCGGAGCUCAACAACGGCUUGGAUGUGAUCAACAACACCAAUCUUAACUACUUUGGUGCCCAGCAGAAGGCGGAGUUCUAUACGUUGAAGGGCAUGUUUCUUGCGAAGCUCGGGCAAAAGAAUGAGGCCAACGACGCGUUCGGCACUGCGAUGAUCUUCGACAUCAAGCUCCCCAAGGCCUGGGCAGAAUGGGGUCGGUACAAUGAUGCACUCUUCAAAGAGGAUCCGUCGACUCUGGACAAGGCAGAGGCUGCUCUCAGCUGCUACCUUGAGGCUGCGAGCGGGUAUAAGAACGCGAAGUCUAGGAAGCUUCUCGGGCGUGUGCUUUGGCUGCUCAGCUUGGAUAAUCCCGAGCGCCGGUUAGCUGAGAAGUUCGAAGAGUUCAAGGGCGACACGCCGGCCUGGUAUUGGAUCACGUACAUCCCACAACUUCUCAAUAGCUUGUCUCGUCCGGAAGCACCGAUUGCACGACAGAUUCUCGGAAAGCUCGCCAAAACGUAUCCUCAGGCGCUGUACUGCCACCUGCGGACAACGAGGGAGGACAUGGCACUUCUCAAGAAGAACCACGACGCAAAAGAAGCGAAGGAGAAGGCGGCUCGGGCGAAACAACAGCAAGCCCAAAGCUCCCCAGCACAGAAGCAGGGUUCUCCCGAGCGGCCUGGCUCAAGCGGCAAUCGACCGACAUCCGCGAGCAGCGAGGCUAAGCCUGCUGCAAAUGGUACUCCAAAUGGCACAAUUAAAACCGAAGGCCAGCAGCAAGGCACUCCGAACGGCACGGCAACAGAAACCCCGCCGGCCCCAAAGAGGCCAUGGGACCACGUCGAGGAGAUAUCAGCUAUCCUCAAGACUGCCUUUCCCUUGUUGGCCCUCUCCAUGGAGACUAUGCUCGACCAGAUCCAGAAGAACUUCAAGUGCCCGCCCGACGAAGACGCCUACAGGCUCAUCGUCGCUCUCCUCAACGACGGCCUGUCUUACGUUGGUCGCUCGCCCAACUUAUAUGCGCAAGAGAUCCGGCUGCCAGCAUCAACAGAGGCUAACAUUACCCGUUUUGCCGAGUCAGUGCUGCCGCCGCAUAUCCGCAAGGCUUUCGAACAUGACUUCGUACAGCACAAGCCAACCAUGUACGAGUACAUUCAGAAGCUUCGCGUCUGGAGAAAUCGCUUUGAAGAGCGACUGGAUCGGAGGAAGCUUACCGUACCUCUCGAAAACUUCACGCACCAACUUAGCGAGUUUAGGUACCUCAAAUUCGACGACGUGGAAGUACCCGGCCAGUAUCUGCAGCAUCGCGACAAGAACUCUGACUUUGUACGCAUCGAGCGCUUCCUGCCUGAUGUGGACCUGGUUCGCGGCAUUGGCAUUUGUCAUCGUCGGCUCAAGAUUCGGGGUCACGAUGGAAGCAUUCAUCCUUUCGCGAUCCAGUUCCCUGCUGCACGAAGCUCGAGGCGGGAAGAACGAAUCCUUCAGCUCUUCAGGAUCUUCAAUGGUAUCCUGGCCAAGCGCAAGGAGAGUCGUAGGAGGAACCUCCAGUUCCAUCUCCCGCUCAUGGUUCCCAUUACGCCUAGCGUACGCAUGGUCCAGGAUGAUGCUUCGUACAUCAACAUGCAGGGCAUCUUCGAGGACUAUUGCCGGAGAAACGGUAUCAACAAGGACGAGCCUGUACUCUUCAGCAUCGAGAAGCUCCGGGCGCUCCAACCGCAGAAGAACAUCGACCACGCUAACAGCAUCCGCCUCGAAACCUUCGCCGCCGUCCAAGAAAAAUACGUCCCCCCCACCGUCCUCCUUGAUUACUUCCGCUCCACCUACCCCGCCUUCGCCGAUUUCUGGCUCUUCCGCCGCACGUUUUCCUACCAGCUCGCGGCUCUCACUUUCAUGACGUACGUCAUGCAUAUGAACACGCGCUACCCGCACAAAAUCUCCAUCUCACGUGGCUCCGGCCGCGUCUGGGGCAGCGAACUCAUUCCGUCCAUGGCAGUCGGGAAGCCCAUCCUGCACAACAACGAGCCCGUGCCCUUCCGCCUCACGCCCAACAUGCAAACCCUCAUGGGUCCGUUAUCCCUCGAAGGCAUAUUCGCUCCAGCGGUCAUGACAGUAGCGCGAUGCCUCAUCGAGCCCGAAGGCGAUCUGGAAUCUCAGCUUGCUAUCUUCAUGCGCGACGAGAUGAACCAUUGGUUUACGAGCCAGCAUAAGCAGUUGAGCGCAGAGACGUUGAGAGAGAGCGUGCAGCAGAAUAGCGAGUUGGUGGUGAAAAGGGCGACGAGCAUUGGGAGUCUGCCGGGAGGCGCGAACUUGCCGGCGAAUCAGACGAUGGUAGAUCUUGUGGCGGUGGCGGUGCAUCCGCAGAAGUUGAGCCAGACGGAUCCGCUGUGGAUGGCGUACCUGUAGAGCUGGUGGCCGUUAGGCGGGAAAGGAAUGUGCGACGGGUACUGGAUUAGGAUGUCAUUUGGGUGAUUUUGGAUUAUCUAUUUUGGGUAUGGCGUUUCGGUGUGUCUUGGUCCUAAGGAUAUCUCAUGUUCCUUAGGGAUGAAUGGCGAGGCCCCGGCGCAUAUAUUCGUUCUGGGAAAAAGGAUCAGUGAGUGUAGGAUUUCGACAUUACUUUCUGUGUUCAUGUGUAUGGUAUAGCAUUCGUCAGGUUGGAGAAUGGUCAAGUAAGGCACAGGACGCCUUCUUUUCGUGGUAGUAGAUAGCUUUUUGUUCAAAUCGCU